Prunus avium (sweet cherry) is the source of this 2259-nucleotide messenger RNA. Its product is annotated as Tetratricopeptide repeat (TPR)-like superfamily protein. NCBI's taxonomy places the organism in Eukaryota, Viridiplantae, Streptophyta, Magnoliopsida, Rosales, Rosaceae. The record is from RefSeq and is a predicted model, not a curated record. Gene Ontology annotation, molecular function: protein binding.
AAUUCAGUAUGAAAUGAAGAGCAGAGAUAUAACUGGGUUUUAGUCUAACUAAAGCAGAGAUAAAAUAAAUCCUGGCGACAAACAAAUUGUUCCCUUUUCCCGGUUCCAUGUUCCAUUCAAGAGCCAGAGCGAUCAAUCAAGCACAUGCAAACCUUCUUCGCCAUUGCAGCAAUCCCAUACAAGCCCAACAGCCGUACCACACUUUCCGUCCCAACAAACCCAAGACCAAGCCCCGCCGCGAACGACUUCACAGAGACACCACAAAGCUUCGCAGGCCCAUCCCUUUCGUCUCCGAUGUCAAAGAAGUUGAAGAUCCAGAAGAAGCCUUGUCUCUGUUCUACGAGUACCACCAAAUGGGCUUCAAGCAUGACUACCCUUCUUACUCUGCUCUUCUCUACAAGCUCGCUCGUUCUCGAAACUUUGAAGCCGUCGAGACCAUUCUCGGCCAUGUACGAGAUCGAAACAUUCAUUGCAAAGAUACCCUUUUCAUUGCUCUGAUUCAACAUUAUGGGAAGGCCAAUUUGGUAGAGAAAGCCAUUGAGCUUUUUAACCAGAUGCCUUCUUUUAAUUGUGUCCGUACAUUGCAGGCCUUCAAUGCCCUCCUUAAUGUGCUUGUUGAUAGCGGAAGGUUUUUGGAAGCGGAUGAGAUUUUUGGUCGAAGUUCUAAAAUGGGUUUUCGGCCGAAUUCGAUUUCGUAUAAUAUUAUGAUGAAGGGGUGGCUUCAAAAGGGUGACGGGGAAGAAGCUUGCAAGGUGUUUGAUGAAAUGCUUGAGAAAAAAGUGCAACCUAGUGUUGUGACAUAUAAUAGUCUUAUAGGGUUUUUUGGUAGGAAGGGUGAGUUGGAAAAAGCUAAUGGUUUGCUUGAGGACAUGAAACAGAAAGGGAAGUACCCAAAUGCUGUAACAUAUGCAUUGUUGAUGGAAGGUUUCUGCAUGCUAGGAAAGCAUGAGGAAGCAAAGAAGAUGAUGUUUGAUAUGGAGUAUCGGGGUUGUAAACCACGGCUUCUGAAUUAUGGUGUUUUGAUGAGUGAUCUUGGAAGGAGAGGAAAGAUUGAUGAGGCAAAAUCUUUACUUCAAGAGAUGAAGAAAAGGCGGUUUAAGCCAGAUGUAGUGCUGUAUAACAUAUUGAUUAACUUUCUGUGCAAGGAAGGUAGGGCUGCAGAGGCUUAUAAAGUCUUGAUUGAAAUGCAAGUUGGAGGCUGUGUGCCUAAUGCAGCUACAUACAGGAUGAUGGUUGACGGGUUUUGUAAGAUUGAAGAUUUUGAGGGAGGUUUGAAGGUUUUGAUUGCAAUGUUGACAAGUAGACAUUGUCCUCGUUUAGAAACAUUUGAAUGUUUGGUUACGGGUCUAAUAAAGUGUGGGAAAAUUGAUGAUGCUUGUGUUGUUUUGGAGGAGAUGGAAAAGAGAAAUAUGCAAUUUUGUUUUGAAGCUUGGGAAGCUCUAGUUGUGGCUGCUUGUGGUGAGAAUGUUGUUGCAGGGGAGGUUGUGACUGAACUAAUCUCUGUCCAUUAAUGGUCAUCAAGGAAGAAAUGAACACAUGCCAUUUUGGCGUGACUUCUGUAGCUCUUUCAAGCCCCCCAUCCCGCACGGAGACAACUCAAUAAAGAUUGAUGGCAAGCCCCUUGUCCCACAUUUUUAAUGGGUGCUUUUAGCAAUGAUUGAGCUUUACCAUCCUGGAGAGUCGUACUAAUAUCGUAUGAUAGUUUAGUUCUAUGGAAAAAGAAAAAAGAAAAACUUUAUCCACAAGAGAAUCAUAGUGCUGCUUGACCCAUGGCUUGGAGCAAGAAGAAAUGUGCUCGUUUGGCUGAUGGGAAGGAGAAUUUUUUUUCUAAGGUAUUGGAAGCUCUAGUCUGUGAUGCUUGUAAAACAGAACUAAGCUAUGCCCACUGGUAGGCUUCACCAGAAAGAGGAAACUUUGUUUAAGAAUUGAAACAUUUCAUCAAUAUUAUGGGUGGUUGAUGCCAAAUGUAGUUUUCAGAAGGGUCACUAUGCUUGCGGUUGUUCAAAUAAAGGUUAGAUAAGCAAUGUAAGCUGAGCUAAAUCUAUGACCACUGCGGUAUUCAGGGAAGAGAGGAAGUUUUGUUCAAGAAUUGAACUGUUGAUGCGAGCAAAGUGUUGUUUCUGGGGAAGCUCUAGUUAGGAAUGCUCCUGGUGCAAAUAGAGGUUUGACAGGCAUGUAAAAUUGAAGUUAUCUUUACCCACUUGUGGGCUUCGGGGAAGAGAGAAAGCUUUAUAAAAGUUUGUCAAUAUUUUGGAAUGU